AUGAAAACGACAACAAAUGCGAAUGAGGAGGGAGGAAUAGAGGAGGGGGAGGAGGAGGAGGAGGAGGAGGAGGAGGAGGAGGAGGAGGAGGAGGAGGAGGAGGAGGAGGAGGAGGAGGGAAGGGAGGAGCGAAGGAAGGAAGGGGAGAGGAGGAGGGAGAAAGCAGGAAGAAGAGGAGGAGUAGAAGUUUUGGGAGAAUACCGGCAGUGGGGGAGAUGGUCUGUGACCCGAUGGGUAUCGCCUCAACCAGCAACGACAGAGGAGGAGGAGGAGAAGGAGAAGGAGAAAAGGGAGGAUGAGGAGGAGGAGGAGGAGGAGGAGGAGGAGGAGGAGGAGGAGGAGGAGGAGGAGGAGGAGGAGGAGGAGGAGGAGGAGAAGAGAGGAGGAAUGGGAGGCAGGGAACGUGGGGAUUCAGUGGAGGUGAACCAGCGACGAGAUUUGGGACAACGGGAAAGCAAGGUCCGGUCUGGCGGCACCACUCAUACGCUCCCCUGCGCUCCCAACACUGGCUUGCCCAGCACGAUACCCUCCCCUUCCACCUCCAUCUCCAUCUCCUCAAACCCGGUUGUGAACUGCAUGCACACGAUGGGAAGUGGGGAGGAGUGGGGGAUAGAGGAGGUUCAGGCAGUGCAUGCCAAACCUAAAAGAGAGUCACAAUACCAGCCCGAGGAAGGACAUGAAGCUGACACGGCAGUGCAUGAAGCUGACACGGCAGUGCAUGAAGCUGACACGGCAGUGCAUGAAGCUGACACGGCAGUGCAUGAAGCUGACACGGCAGUGCAUGAAGCUGGCACGGCAGUGCAUGAAGCUGACACGGCAGUGCAUGAAGCUGACACGGCAGUGCAUGAAGCUGACACGGCAGUGCAUGAAGCUGACACGGCAGUGCAUGAAGCUGACACGGCACAUGAAGCUGACACGGCAGUGCAUGAAGCUGACACGGCAGUGCAUGAAGCUGACACGGCAGUGCAUGAAGCUGACACGGCAGUGCAUGAAGCUGACACGGCAGUGCAUGAAGCUGACACGGCAGUGCAUGAAGCUGACACGGCAGUGCAUGAAGCUGACACGGCAGUGCAUGAAGCUGACACGGCAGUGCAUGAAGCUGACACGGCAGUGCAUGAAGCUGACACGGCAGUGCAUGAAGCUGACACGGCAGUGCAUGAAGCUGACACGGCAGUGCAUGAAGCUGACACGGCAGUGCAUGAAGCUGACACGGCAGUGCAUGAAGCUGACACGGCAGUGCAUGAAGCUGACACGGCAGUGCAUGAAGCUGACACGGCAGUGCAUGAAGCUGACACGGCAGUGCAUGAAGCUGACACGGCAGUGCAUGAAGCUGACACGGCAGUGCAUGAAGCUGACACGGCAGUGCAUGAAGCUGACACGGCAGUGCAUGAAGCUGACACGGCAGUGCAUGAAGCUGACACGGCAGUGCAUGAAGCUGACACGGCAGUGCAUGAAGCUGACACGGCAGUGCAUGAAGCUGACACGGCAGUGCAUGAAGCUGACACGGCAGUGCAUGAAGCUGACACGGCAGUGCAUGAAGCUGACACGGCAGUGCAUGAAGCUGACACGGCAGUGCAUGAAGCUGACACGGCAGUGCAUGAAGCUGACACGGCAGUGCAUGAAGCUGACACGGCAGUGCAUGAAGCUGACACGGCAGUGCAUGAAGCUGACACGGCAGUGCAUGAAGCUGACACGGCAGUGCAUGAAGCUGACACGGCAGUGCAUGAAGCUGACACGGCAGUGCAUGAAGCUGACACGGCAGUGCAUGAAGCUGACACGGCAGUGCAUGAAGCUGACACGGCAGUGCAUGAAGCUGACACGGCAGUGCAUGAAGCUGACACGGCAGUGCAUGAAGCUGACACGGCAGUGCAUGAAGCUGACACGGCAGUGCAUGAAGCUGACACGGCAGUGCAUGAAGCUGACACGGCAGUGCAUGAAGCUGACACGGCAGUGCAUGAAGCUGACACGGCAGUGCAUGAAGCUGACACGGCAGUGCAUGAAGCUGACACGGCAGUGCAUGAAGCUGACACGGCAGUGCAUGAAGCUGACACGGCAGUGCAUGAAGCUGACACGGCAGUGCAUGAAGCUGACACGGCAGUGCAUGAAGCUGACACGGCAGUGCAUGAAGCUGACACGGCAGUGCAUGAAGCUGACACGGCAGUGCAUGAAGCUGACACGGCAGUGCAUGAAGCUGACACGGCAGUGCAUGAAGCUGACACGGCAGUGCAUGAAGCUGACACGGCAGUGCAUGAAGCUGACACGGCAGUGCAUGAAGCUGACACGGCAGUGCAUGAAGCUGACACGGCAGUGCAUGAAGCUGACACGGCAGUGCAUGAAGCUGACACGGCAGUGCAUGAAGCUGAAGCUGACACGGCAGUGCAUGAAGCUGACACGGCAGUGCAUGAAGCUGACACGGCAGUGCAUGAAGCUGACACGGCAGUGCAUGAAGCUGACACGGCAGUGCAUGAAGCUGACACGGCAGUGCAUGAAGCUGACACGGCAGUGCAAGCCACACGCCAACAGAGGCACACUACCAACCAGGGGAAGCACAGCAUGCACGCACCAGUGAGCCUGCCGGUACUUCUGCCAGCGGAGCGGUGCAUGACGCUGGCGCGGCGUGUGAGGUAG
Molecule: messenger RNA, 2628 nt
Organism: Closterium sp. Naga37s-1
Lineage: Eukaryota; Viridiplantae; Streptophyta; Zygnematophyceae; Desmidiales; Closteriaceae
Source: the annotation of a GenBank genome assembly